AUGAAGCUGGUAGAUGUAGAGAAUCAGAUCCAAGCUGAGGCCGUAGAUGGACAGACCUGCGUGCAACAAGUGGUUCAUAAACAGGUGGUCAUCCAGUCGUCUCGGGUCAGGAACGCCAGCACACAGGUGCAAGCGACCGUGGGCACGCAAACAGAUCUCGAGGUUGAAGCCUGCCUUGAUGCUGAGGACGACAUUGACGAUAUCAUUGCCGGGUUGGAUUUAGACGAAGUCGAGGCAGCCGAAUCGUCCAUGCCAGUUGCCGUGCCGCGAGCCGUGGAAGAGGCUGCGUCGACGGCCUUGCAGCAAGAGCCAAGUCAGCACAAUGACCAAACGCAGCAAGAAGAGUAUGAGGAUCAGCUUUGGCUGGCUCAAUGUGUGCGGCAAGCGUGGAAGACAACAUUUCGCGACUGGGAUCAGUAUCGAUUGGCACAGGCUGUGACUCGGCACGAGGCCCAGGACGGCUGGCUGUUGGCCGUGGCCCCGACUGGCAUGGGCAAGACGCGGUGUACACUCGCUCACCUCCAGCCACGCAAGGUCGUGGUGUGGAUAGUCCCGCUUCGUGAGCUUGCCAGAGACUGGUGCCGCCGCUUCGAGCAGGCUGACAUUGUAUCGCAGUGGGCUAAGAAUGAUGGCCGUGACAUGCAAGUCAACGUUCAAGUGAUUGUCAUGACGGUCGACUUUUUGGUUGGCUAUGGGAUGAGGUGGGUGCAAACUCUCGUGCAGCAGAAGCGUCUGGCCAUGCUGGCCUUUGGCCGGGCUGGCCGCGACCGACGGGGUGGCGAGGCCACGCUAUGGAUACCACCAGGCACAGCGAUUUCGGAAGAUCUGCAGCCAUUUGCAAGCAUGAAGCGCUGCCUCACCUUUGAGCUUGGUUGGCUGCUGGAUGGUGAGGGCCACAUUUGUGCGGCCGCAGGAGCGCCGGCUUGCACCGUCUGCUCCAUGAUGCAACCGACCAUCACUGCGCGCCAUCCAAGCCGUGAAGCACAUGGGGCGCCAGUAUCACACGAGGGCCAGACCCGGGCCAAACAAGCGCAGUUGAUGGUACCAUCGGCGCCAAUUCAGUCAGACGACUUUAACACGGCUCUGCUAUGGAUGAGCACCUACUGCUGGGCCUGCAGCUGCAGCAGAGACCGCUUGGUUGCUCACCACCAGCCUUCUAGCUGCCCGGCCAUGAAAGGGCGCUGUUUUCGAUGCCACUGUCGCGGUCAUGGUAGUAGCAAUUGCCAAGUGACCUUGGGGGCGGGUGUUUGCUACCGGUGUUGGAGGCCGCAGAAGAUUGGGGGUGAUCGAGUGGUGGAGUGCACGGGGCGGGCCUGUGCCCAGCGCAACCGCGAGGCCAUCCGGGCACUGGUCGCGUCUGUGUCACGCAGUCAAACUUUGCGCGGCAUCAUGCAGCGCAUGGAGUGCCCGGCCGAGCUGCUGGCAGUUGGAGGGCGGGACUUUGACCCUAAUACUAUGCAGAAAGGUAGCUCUGUCCAAUACCCGACUAUGCACCAUGUUCGGUGUAGUCAAGAAGACAUUGAUGCAGCCACGGCGCUCCUGCGCUCUGAGCAGCCCGAGGAGCCAACAGAGGAUGUUGCAACAGAGGCUGGGCCUCGAGCGCCUGUGGAAGGUAUCCCCAUUCUGGACGGCGUGAGUUGCCCCAUUUGUCAGGCAUGCUUCACGACGAAGAAUAGCCUGCACUUUCAUUUGCACAACAAACACGUUGGUGACCCCAAUAUCAAUCAGCCGCCUCGACGAGUCAAGCUGCAAAAGCCGCUGCGCGGUGCUGGAGCCCGCUGUGUCGAGAUCAUUGUGGAGGAAAGCCACGACGCCUCGGCAGCCGAUGUGAGCGAGAACGAAGAGGAGCUGGAGGAGCAGCAGCGGUUCAAGCAGUUUAUCUCAAGCACCCAGGCCAUGGCCUCGGAGGCUGAGGAUAAGCGAUGCCCGCACGGCGUUCACCAGAUGCAUCCGUUUUACGACAGCGUGGGCAUGACGCUGGUCAUCAACGAGCUGAAGCCAGAGCGCAUGGUCGGACUGGGCCACAACACCCCGUCGGCACUCCUUGAGUCGGGCAUGCACGAGCUGUUCUGGACGGCCUACGAGCAGCUCUCGGAUCAGGGCCUGGCCGCUGCUGCGGUGACGCGUCUGUUUGACGACAAUGAAGGGCAGUAUCAGCAUCGCCCCAUGCGGCAAGUACAGCCGCAAACCGUCAGCAGGUACCUGAGUCUUGGGACACGCCUGGUCCAAUUCUUGCUGCUGCUGGAGGCCAUGCCAGCCCCCGAUCCGUCUAGCUUUCUGGGCCAGGUGCUUGCCAGCCGUGGCCCUGCGGUAAUUGAUGCCACCGUGGCUCUGAGUGCGGGCCUGGACGCUGGAAUGACCAAGAAAGAGCUGGUCGAGCCCCUGACGUCCCUGUGGCUGGCCCUGGUGGAGGUGGAGCUGAGCCUCUUUGACAACGACAAGGUGCACUUUGUCAACGUCUUCCUAUUGUGCACGGCCGUGUCCAAAGGAAGCGGCAUCCUGCAAGACAUCAGGCAGUGGACCACGACGCCCGCUGGACUGCUGUACGUUUUCAAAUUGUUCCUGCUUCGCCGUCUGCCGCCACGAGCUUCUGUGUAUCAAGGGCUGUCCUACAAAAACGGCGUGGGCCGGCAACGAGCCGCGUUUUUUGCCGAGAAGCAGCUCUCCAUAUUGACCCGCGUGAGCAAGACCUACUGGCUGUCCCUGAACGAACAGCACACCUUUCGAUACAUGGACCAGGAAAUCAGCACGCUGAUAUUCAUGUAUUUGCUGCUGUGCAAGCCUCUGGAGCACAUGCUGAGCAGCUGGCUGCAAAAGCGGGGCGGGCUGGACACCCUCGACGACGAGAAUGGCAUUCACAAUGCCGAGCAGGACGACGAAGAUUUCCUCGACGACGAGCUGGAUGAAGACCACAUGAGCCACGACGAGACGAUGACUUUGCGACGUGAGGUCCGGGACGCUCGAAACCACUACAACAACAGCCACCUGCUCUUCAACAUCGCGCCCCUGCAGGCGAUGGUCAGCCCAGCCACAAUUUAUGCGGCAUUUCGUCGGCAGAUGACCACGUACCUGCAUCGGCCAAAGCUGGGGGUGGCCACAUGGCGACACGCCGCAACCUUCUGGAUGACGACGUUUGUCAUUAACCGACUGUCGGCCGAGACGACCGGCGCCCUGGGCAGCCUGAUCCACACUCAAGCUCAACACUCUGGGGACACGGCCCAGCGGGCCUAUGCACGCACAGCCAGUGACCAUGUGCAAACCAAAAUGUCGUCGCGACUGAUGCAUCAAGUGGCCUCGCAAAAAUGGCAUGCUUUGUUUGGACUAGAUCGCAAGCGCAGCAUAGCCGAGUUGACCGCGAACCAAGAAGCAUUGGAAGCUCGCUAUCCCAUCAGCUGGAACCCGGUGACUGACCUCUCGCCCGAGGCAAACAGGCGUAUCAUCAUGAACACGAGGGCCGAGCAUGACGUACCCUACAUGACCCAGCUGGCCAAGCAGGCGAGCAUCUCGUGGGGCCACAGUUUCAACAGCCAAGAACAGUUGGACCUGGCUGCGGCCAUUGACCAGCACCGGCCGGAAGAUGGAUGGCUAAUUGUUGUUGCACCGACAGGCAUGGGUAAAACAUUUUGUACCCUGCCCAAGCUGGGCUGUCGCCCGCAUGCCG
Monosiga brevicollis MX1 is the source of this 3661-nucleotide messenger RNA. Its product is annotated as zinc finger, C2H2 type domain-containing protein. The transcript is spliced from 4 exons. The record is from RefSeq and is a predicted model, not a curated record. Gene Ontology annotation, molecular function: nucleic acid binding; ATP binding. NCBI's taxonomy places the organism in Eukaryota, Choanoflagellata, Craspedida, Salpingoecidae. The annotation marks the transcript as partial.